This is a messenger RNA of Oncorhynchus nerka (sockeye salmon), 1658 nucleotides long. RefSeq names its product sodium channel protein type 4 subunit alpha B-like. Lineage: Eukaryota; Metazoa; Chordata; Actinopteri; Salmoniformes; Salmonidae. The record is from RefSeq and is a predicted model, not a curated record. The transcript is spliced from 4 exons. The coding region runs from base 468 to 995 and encodes 175 amino acids.
UAAAAAAAUAUAUAUUUAAAUGACGACCUCAGAAAUGGAUAGUCUUGAAUGUUCUCUUGCAUCCCACAACGUUUUGGAAGAGCGGGUUAAAUACUCCUCAAGUCAUGACUGCAUUACUAUUUAACUAUUCCUGUAGGAAAUGUUGCUGUCAUGUCCUCAAUUGUAUAUAAAAUUACUAAAAUUAACGUUUCGUAGUGCAUUAGCCUAUCUUUACUCAAGCACGAGAAACGAGCCGCGGUUAAAAAGUGUGAGAAGUUUGGACUAAGUGAUGAUCCUACCUGAACGAACUCUCGGGUUUCAUUCAAGACACACCAUGCGUCAGCAACAGCUGUCCUGCAGCGUGGACGAUCUCUGAGAAGGAGGAAAGGUUAUCAGCGAAGGCUUGAAAGAAGACUUACCACCGGGUUACUUGGCUUUUGUGGGAAUACAUUUUUUGUUGUUGUUGUUGACAGGACAAGAAUGCCAAGAUGGUCGCCCUGCUCCCUCCCACAGGCACCGAAGUGUUUCGCCGCUUCACCCUUGAGUCGCUGGCGGAGAUCGAGAGGCGGAUGGCCGAGGAAGCAGAGGAGCAGGAGAGAAAAAAGGCCCUGAACAUUGAGGUGGCAGAGGAGGACCUGCCAAAGCCAGCCGUCGACCUGGAGGCCGGAAAGGCCCUGCCAUUCAUCUACGGAGACCCGCCACCUGAGCUGUUCAACACGCCUCUGGAGGAACUGGAUCCUUUCUACAAAUCACACAAAACCUUUAUCGUCAUCACCAAAGGGAAUACAAUCUUCAGGUUCAAUGCUGAGCCUGCCUGCUAUAUUCUAACACCCUUCAGUAUUCUCAGGAGAGGAUCCAUCAAAAUUCUCAUACAUUCAUAUCCUUUCAAUAUAAAUAUCUCACUGAUCUACAUUAUACAUAAAUAUAACUUAGGAUCUUGCUUAAUGUUCAGAGUCCAAGAAAUGUGCUACUGUGUGUGUGCGUGUGUGCGUGUGUGCAUGUGUGCAAAGGCGUGAUGGGACUAUAGUCAUUUGGGCAUUUUAUCUUGUUUUUCUUGGGCAAGGGGACGAUGGAAUUCUCUUUGAAGCAGGUGGGGACUACAGCCUGGGACAGGGACAGAUUAAAGAUGUCAGAUAAGACACCCGUCAACUGGUCAGCACACACUCCCAGGAAUGCCAUCUGGGCCAGAAUAUUCACUCUUUUGAGAGUUUUCCUCACGUCAGCCUCGGAGAGCAAAAGCACCUGGUCGUUCGGAGCAGCUAGACUCUUCCUGGAAGGCUCGGUAUUGUCUGUCUCAAAGCAAGCAUAGAAUGUGUUAAUCUCAUCUGGGAGGAAGGCUUCGGGGGGCACCACACUGCUGGAUUUGCCUUUGUAGUCCGUGAUAGUCUAGUCCUUGUCACAUGUGAGUUGUCAAGCAUCAAUUCCAUUUUGAUUCUGUAUUGUCUAUUUGCUUCCCUAAUGGAUUUGUGGAGCUCUUAUCUUCUUGCCUUGUACGUGUCGCAAGCCACCAAGUCAUCUGGGUUUGUUUUGCUGACAUUGAAUUCUGCAGUAUGGACACUCAGCAUGGUACAGAUAUCUCUGUUCAUCUGGGGUUUUUGGUUUGGGUAUGUCCGGAUUGUUACUGUGGGUACAACAUCAUCAACACAUUUCCAAAUGAAGCCUGUGACUGACGAUGUACA